This is a messenger RNA of Sphaeroforma arctica JP610, 1529 nucleotides long. RefSeq names its product AGC/PKA protein kinase. The record is from RefSeq and is a predicted model, not a curated record. The annotation marks the transcript as partial. The transcript has 7 exons. Gene Ontology annotation, biological process: protein phosphorylation. Lineage: Eukaryota; Ichthyosporea; Ichthyophonida. Gene Ontology annotation, molecular function: protein kinase activity; ATP binding.
CAGAACUUGCUGGGGAACAGGAUGAUUUCCACUAUAAGCUGCUACAAUUCAAAGUUAUAAAGCAAAUUGGUUCCGGUGCAUUUGGAAAGGUGCAGCUUUGUCGACAUAUACAAACAGAGGAGAAGGUAGUGCUGAAGAUCAUCAACAAGUCGUGGGUAUUACAACAACAACAAUUAGAUCAUGUGAAGGAAGAAAACACAACGAUGAUGGAAUUGUCAGCUCACGAGUGUCCAUUCACAGUGAAAACAUUGGGGUCAUUCCAGGAUGAGCACAAGCUGUAUUUUGUUAUGGAAUUCAUAUCUGGCGGCGAGCUCUUUGCACAUCUACGAGGUUCCAAAAACGGUCGUUUCAGUGAAAAGAAGGCGCGCUUUUAUGCGGCGGAGUUGAUGUUGGCCCUCAAAUACAUGCACGAGCAUGAGCAUAUAGUUUAUCGAGAUAUAAAGCCAGAGAAUAUGUUACUAGACACUGAAGGCCACCUAAAGUUGAUUGACUUCGGAUUUGCAAAGCACCUGGGUGAAUCAGAAAAGACGUAUACGUUUUGCGGCACUCCCGACUACCUAGCUCCAGAAGUGAUCAGGGGUGAAGGCUACAACAAGGAGGCUGACUUCUGGUCGCUUGGCGUGUUCAUUUACGAAUUACAAUGUGGUUAUGCUCCAUUUGUCACAAGUGAUGCUAACGGCGGGGUGCGAUAUAAGGAUAUUCUCAACGGGCAGUUCUCGUUCCCGAAAUGGAUGACCUCUACUGGUAAAGAUCUAGUGUCAAAUCUGCUUGCCGUAGAUCGAAAACAUCGCCUUGGCUCGAAGCGAGGCAUGAUCGACGUGAUGGAGCAUCCUUGGUUUAAAGAUAUCGACUGGAAUGCAUUAGAACGGAAAGCGGUGAAAGCACCAAAACCUGGAAAGUACAAGAAAGGAAUGGUCAACCUGCAGCCUGACCUCGGGCGACCCAGUGUGUAUCCUGCAACUAGCGAUAUCGACCAGUCUCUUUUCAGCGAAUUCGAUGCCGUUGUCAAGAAUACGGAGAUGGGCCUAGUCGCUACAAAAUUACCAGCGUCACCUUCUGGGGUUUCGCUAAGUCAGACGGUCGCAGCACAUGGAGAAGCUGCUAAACAGGAUAAAUCAGACGCGACAAACAUGUACUCGUCAGAUGACGAUGAAGACCACGAAGCUCACUCAUCGGAGGCUGGUGCCCCGAAGUUCAAGCUGUAGGCUUGGAUACUUUACCUAAUUAUAUUUAACAGGUCGUAAACGAAAUUAUUACGCGCUGACAUGUCUACUGGUCGGUUGUGAAGUGAAGCUUUCUUGCUUUAAUAUCGAGGUUUGGUGUGAAUCCAACUGAUACCCGUCACUUCUUCUGGGCAUCCUCAAUCCAGUACCAACAAGUCCUUUGACCAGAGGAUUUUGAUACGUGACACUACGCGAUAAAAGGUCUAAACUUGUGCUGAGAAAAGACAAAUGUGUCUUUUUUACGAUACAUGCUGAGUCAUCAAUGAAAUUAAAAGUGAGACACACACCCGUGUAACAAAAGACAAA